AUGAAGAACGUUACAAUCUUCCUACUGGUUCUGGCUUGCGAGUGCUUUUCCACAUCAACUCCCUUGCCUUUUCAAUCUGUAUCCCCUGCUCCCUGUCUCUUUGCUCUUCCCUCCAAACAAGACUCUGUUGUUCUUUCAGGAGCCGCUCUGGUGACCGGCCUUGCCUCCCAGUUUAAUGAGAUGAUCCAGAUGAGCACCGUCACCUACACCCUGGCCAACUUCACCAACUAUGGGUGUCACUGUGGGGCAGGGACUCAAGGCUUCCCCGUGGACGCCAUCGACAGGUGCUGCCACAGCCACGACUGCUGCUACAACAAGGCCGAGAUGUUCGGUUGCAACCCAAGCACCCUCUCGUACAGGUUCUACACCCAGAGGGAUAAAAUUAAAUGCGUCAAGUCGCGGGACCGAUGCGAGAAGCUCGUGUGUGAAUGUGACCAAAAAGCAGCCAGCUGCUUCCGGAAACAUCUCUUUGCCUAUAACCUCCAGUUCAAGAAUCACCCAGCGAACAACUGCAGGGCACAGCGGCCAUUUUGUUGAGCUGCAUUUUGUUGAAGCAGAACCAGAGGAUAUCCCAUGUAGGGGGGUGGAUUCAGGGGGGAGCCCAGCCUGCCUGAUUAUUAUAAGGGGGGGGAUCAGCCUAUAUUAUUAUUUUGGGGUUCUUAGCAUUGUGUUAGGUUAACUGAAAGCAAGAGAAGCAUUUAGAAAAUUAAGUUGCCGUUUAUGUUCCCUCUAUUUUAUUUGAAGCGAAGGUUCGUGGGUUGUAUCUAAGACCUACUCAGAGCAGACCCACUGAAAUUAAUGGACCUAGGUUAGUCAUGCCCAGUAAACUUCAAUGGGUCUACUCUGAAUAGGACAGACAUUGGGUACAACCCAGGGUAAUCCCAUUGGGUUGUAUUUGGAGUAGACCCACUGAAAUGAGCAAAUGUAAAUUAGCCAUGUACAUUGUUUUCAGUAGGUCUGCUCUGAGUAGCACCAGCAUUGGACACAGUAUCUCCCACUGUACUCCACCCUCAGGCUGCUUUUGUUUUCUGUUUUGCUUGACUUGUCUCAUAGUCUGGGUGCUUAAUCCUGACGGAUAGUGUGUCUCAUAUCUUAGGGCGCUCUUCUUGCACAAGAAUUGCAUCCCUGCUCCCCCCCCCCAAGAAUUUACCUACCUAGUGGAAACACGGAUCAUUUUGCUGAUUGGAUGUCAUAAAACCCUUUCAAAACGGCAAUAGUAAUAAUAUGCAUUUGAGUCAAAUAAAAUAUUAUCGGUA
Podarcis muralis (Common wall lizard) is the source of this 1256-nucleotide messenger RNA. The record is from RefSeq and is a predicted model, not a curated record. NCBI's taxonomy places the organism in Eukaryota, Metazoa, Chordata, Lepidosauria, Squamata, Lacertidae.